Suncus etruscus (white-toothed pygmy shrew) is the source of this 297-nucleotide messenger RNA. It is a transcript of the gene NCR2, whose product is annotated as natural cytotoxicity triggering receptor 2. Lineage: Eukaryota; Metazoa; Chordata; Mammalia; Eulipotyphla; Soricidae. Gene Ontology annotation, cellular component: cell surface. The coding region runs from base 1 to 297 and encodes 98 amino acids. Gene Ontology annotation, molecular function: signaling receptor activity. The transcript is spliced from 3 exons. The record is from RefSeq and is a predicted model, not a curated record.
AUGGCCUGGGGGAACUCUCACUUAGUGCUGGUACUUCUGUUCCUGGCCUCAGAAGCUCAAUACUUCCUCUGGGACAACCCAGUGGCCGGCUUCUUCAUUGUCAUCAUAACUAAUGUCAAGAAGAAGAACACAGGUCUCUACUGGUGUGGCACUAAUGUGAAGAGCUCUAUCCAGAUCUCCAGAAAAAUCAGACUGGAGGUGGUGUCAUCUCCAGGUCUUGACCAGGACCAUGAGAAUAAUGGCACCACUGCCCCUAACCUUGCGUCAGACCUCAGGGCUAAGGGCACUGCUAGCUGA